This is a messenger RNA of Klebsormidium nitens, 2454 nucleotides long. NCBI's taxonomy places the organism in Eukaryota, Viridiplantae, Streptophyta, Klebsormidiophyceae, Klebsormidiales, Klebsormidiaceae. The record is from the annotation of a GenBank genome assembly.
AUGGACGAGGCGUCACACUGCGAAGAUGGUGACCACCUGGAGGAGGUGUUAGACGACAUAUACAUUGGCGACUGUGUCUGUGCACUCUGCGACGAGGGUGGUGAUUUGCUGUGUUGCGAAGGUGGAUGCAUGAGAGCAUUUCAUGCAACGAGAGAAGCAGGCGCGUCGUCACAAUGCGUUACCCUUCAGAUGGACGAGCAAGCAGUGAAGCAAUUCUCAUCGUGGAGCUGUCCAAACUGCGUGGCAAAGAUUCAUCAAUGCUAUGUGUGUGGAGAGCUCGGAUCAUCAGUCGAAGGAGUCGAAGGAGAAAACCAAGAGGUGUUUCAAUGUGGUGAAAGUGGUUGCGGUCAUUAUUAUCAUCUAGGCUGCCUAGCCCAGUGCCUGCCAUUCGGGUUGCGAUAUGGGAAGACGGAUUCCGCAUCAGGCAUCUUUCAACGGGUGUGGGGUGUGGACGAUGAGUUUCCCCAGCGGGUGAUGUAUUGCAGCCAACAUACUAUUGUUCCGGAGCUUGAAACACCAUUGCGAGAUCACAUUUUGUCUCCUCUUGGAGACAUUUUCGCGGAGGUUGUUGAACUGGAGCCUGUGGCCAACCUAGCGCAACAUUCUAAGCAACAUCAACGAAAACGGAUAGCAAAGAUGGAAAGUGAUCCGAAGGUGAUCAAACGCCGCGGAGUCCGGGAAGGAGAUGACAGAGGCGCUAACGUUAGGAAAAUGCGAAGAGAAUCAUAUAGUUGUCUUCUAGAGCCAGACCCUAGCAGCCAGAAGUUGGAGCUUGUUGCCAAAGCUAUUGGAAAAAGGUCCGAUUUUUCCAAGGAAUCAUCGGAAAGCGAAAGUGAAUCUACCAGUGAUUUGCGUAAGCUUGGAGAUGCGGCGGUGAAUGGAAGAGCGUCUGUCUCAAGUAGACAUGCAUUGUACGUCGAUAGAACGUCAAGUCAAAACCCCAAGGAAUCUCAAACGAGCGCCUCUGCGGAAUGUGAGCGUCUAACGUCCAACCAUUCGGAUAUGGAUGAAGGGGAAGAAGACAAACUUGUGGAUCACGACACUCUUGUGAGUGUUACAAACCUGGCGAGCCGACUUUGGACGACGGAGAAGGUGGAUGAAACGCUUCGAGUACCAUUGUCUUACCGACGACGCGAUGCUGACAAACCAAGCAAUUUCAUCAAACGGAGGGAGAUACAAAGCCUGAUUGAGAAGCUGCCAAAGAACAUUGAUAGUGCACUGAACGUACUACAAGACCGAACAUUGCCAUCCAAGGCUACGCACAAACUUGUGAUUGAGAUGCUUCGGCCCGAGAGCUUGACCCAGCUUGAAGCGAUCGAGUCACAACUGGCAGUGCGAAUAGCUCCAUUCCUCCAUGGAAGACGCUGUACGUCAUUCAGACGCCACUUUACGGUGUCGAAAAACUUAGCAGAGAUCAUUGAGAGGUUGCAUUGGUACAUUGACGAUGGAGAUGUGGUGGUGGAUACGUCUUGCGGGUCCAAUGAGUGGUCAAUGCUGCUUGCAGCCACGUUAGAAAAGCAGGGGAAGCGAGAAUGCCGGUUUUAAGAAUUUUGACAUUUGUGAAACCUCAAACCCAUUCCAUUUCGAGAAGAAGGAUUGGUUCGAGGUUUCCAAAGAUGAUCUUCCAACCGGAAAAAGCCUGGUGAGUACCACUGUUUAUGUCCCAUGAAUUGCACAAGGAUAAACAACGUAGAUGUAAGCAAACGUUUAUUGAGGCAAAGUGCUUUUGCGUGGAUGUCAUUAUGUUUCACUUAUAGUGCUACUACUGUUGGUUCGAUUUGCUUCAAAAUUUUCAUGGUAAUGUAAAUUUCAAAAUAGUAGCCGUUCGAAUGCUAAUAUAUCAACGAUCUUCAGAUUGUUCCGCUGACCAUUUGGAUGAGUACCACAGACUUAUGCCCGAAUCUAUAAUCUACGAGUCAAGCUCCAGCCUACAAGUUCUACGUUUCAAAAAAUUGCAGGUGUUUGGGUUAAAUCCACCUUUUGGUCAGCUUGGAGAGCGAGCGAAGGACUUUGUGGAACGAAUGUUCACGUUUGAACCAAGACUGGUGAUUUUGAUUGCCCCAAAAGCAGCAGAAGUGGACAACCCCCGCUAUGAGCUCCUAUGGAAGGACACCGAACUGUUGAAGGGCCAGGCGUUUUACCUUCCUGGUUCAAUUGACGACGGGGGAGACGUGGUACCUCAACACAACAACGACCCUCCUCCACUAUAUCUAUACGGACGAAAAGACUACUCCGACAAGCACCAUGCUAUUACCAUAGAGCACAAACUGCUUCGGAUAGCAAGUGGGCAUCUGCCACCAAUCACUUUAUAACAAAUCAUCGGCACAGCCGCGUGAAGCAUUGCCGAAGGCGAACCAUAUGUGCACAUAUAAUCAUACGUUGUGCUUCUGAGAACGAAGACGAGCUUCAAAUAUUGUGUUUCAAAAUUUGAAUCAAAUUAUUCAUCACAUUGCU